CGGUCGCCAGCUGCGGAGGCCGCGGGUGGGCUCUCCUUUUGCAAAGAUGCCGGUGGAUCUAGGCGCCUGGGGGGGCUCGUUGAGCCUCGUGGAGGUGGAGGAGCAGCCGGCCAACCCCCUGCGGGUCUGCUACGGGUCGGUGGAGAUCGACGAGCUGGGCAAAGUGCUCACCCCAACCCAGGUUAAGAAUCGCCCAACAAUUAUUGAGUGGGACGACUGUGACCCUGAGAAACUCUAUACCUUGGUUCUCACUGAUCCUGAUGCACCUAGCAGGAAAAACCCAAAGUUCAGGGAGUGGCACCAUUUCCUGGUGACCAACAUGAAAGGCAACGAUAUCAGCAGUGGAAAUGUCCUGUCGGACUACGUUGGAUCAGGGCCUCCUAAAGGAACAGGGCUCCAUCGCUACGUGUGGCUGGUCUACGAACAGCUGCAGCAACUGAACUGCAGCGAGCCCGUUCUCAGCAACCGUUCCGGGGACCAACGCGGCAGUUUCCACGUGGCGGCUUUCCGCAAGAAGUACAAGCUGGCGGGCCCCGUGGCCGGCACGUGCUACCAGGCAGAGUGGGAUGACUACGUGCCAAAACUCUACGAGCAGUUGUCCGGGAAGUAAAGCCCUUCUCUUUGUCCUGGCUUCCCUCUCUUAGAACACCUCUUUUCCCUGUAGUGUUAAGUCGGUUGCUUGAACCCUGAGCUGCUCCUGAUGGUCACACAGGGACAGAUCCUGUUCACUUGCUAACCUGAUUGUCUGUACCGGCUAAUCAGCAGUGGGCUAGUCCAGAGAUGUAGUCAAUGAAUUCGUUAAACAUGGUGGGGAGUGCGGCCAAAUUUCCCCUGCCUUUUCAUGGCUCUGUUCACACACCGUUUGAUUUGUCCCCCUUACCCCCUGCUGACUCACAUUGUCAAUAUUUCAUCUGGAAUAGUAUUACAUUACGGCUCUCUCUCUCUCUCUCUCUCCCCCCCCCCAAAUAUUUCUCUAAGACUGGUUACAGCAGGGCUUUUGAGGUUCUUGGAAACUUUCCAACUUGAUACACAAAUGGUCAUUUCUGCUUUAGCCCUCUGUUAAUGAGGGGGUUCCUGCAGAUGUCCUAUUGAUUUUUGGAACUUUCAAUUAAAAGCUUGGAAUUGAA
Elgaria multicarinata webbii is the source of this 1127-nucleotide messenger RNA. RefSeq names its product phosphatidylethanolamine-binding protein 1-like. Gene Ontology annotation, biological process: negative regulation of MAPK cascade. The coding region runs from base 47 to 610 and encodes 187 amino acids. Lineage: Eukaryota; Metazoa; Chordata; Lepidosauria; Squamata; Anguidae. The transcript is spliced from 4 exons. The record is from RefSeq and is a predicted model, not a curated record.